Labrus mixtus (cuckoo wrasse) is the source of this 2423-nucleotide messenger RNA. Its product is annotated as zinc finger protein 892. NCBI's taxonomy places the organism in Eukaryota, Metazoa, Chordata, Actinopteri, Labriformes, Labridae. Gene Ontology annotation, biological process: regulation of transcription by RNA polymerase II. Bases 215 to 1984 code for a protein of 589 amino acids. The record is from RefSeq and is a predicted model, not a curated record. Gene Ontology annotation, molecular function: RNA polymerase II cis-regulatory region sequence-specific DNA binding; DNA-binding transcription factor activity. The transcript has 5 exons.
AAGGAAGCGAAGAGGAAAACAGUGGCAGUGUGGGAGAGAGAGGGCAGAAGUUGGAUGACGCUUUUCUUUGUCGCCGUGUCUCCGUGGGAAUGAACAUCGAACCAGCUCGUCCACGAUCCGUGAAAUCGCAGAGUCUGUCGCCAUUUCGCGUCUGAGUAACUCUUCUUUAUUUCGUCUUUCAAAACGGUCCCAUCAGAAGCUUGUGGCCACGACGAUGAUGAUGGAGGAGUCGGUGUCCACGUUUGAGACGCAUCUGACGGCCGUCAUGGACAGUCUGAUCCGAGCCUCGGUCUGCGAGAUCACCAAACUCUUCCAGGAGUCCGUGAACGACUACCUGGUGGAGCUGUCCCUCAACAGGAGGGAGAACGAGUCUCUCAAGCUGCGGCUGAGGCUCACCGAGAACAAGCUGAGAGCCGAGCGCAAGUACGGGCUCGGCUGGGCUGCGAACCGCCGCAACGCCGGGCUGUCUGCUGCGGAGGGAGCAGGAGGAGGAGGAGGAGGAGGAGGAGGAGGGCGGCACAAACGAAAAGUUGAGGUGGCCCGAGGCAAGUCAAAGAAGGGCCCAGCAGCAGCCUAUGGCAAAGGCUGGCCUGGAGGUGUGUGGGAGGAUGGAGGAGGUGGCUGUGCUGAUAGUGAUGGAGGAGUAGGAGGAGGAGGAGGGGGAGGAGGAGCUGUGGGGAUGGUAGCAGGAGGAAGAGGGGGGAAGGAGGCCAGGGAGAUGUACCUCAUCCAGUUCCCCAGGGAUGAAGAGGAUGAGGGAGGGAUGGUGGAGGACGAUGGAGGGGAGGGCACCCUCAGCGGUGAGGGGGAGGAGACGGCCAACAUCAAAGAGGAGUUUAGUCAAACAGAAGGCUAUCAGCCUGCUUCUCUCCGACUUAUCAAAGAGGCUUUGAAUAUGGAUCUGCCCAACAAGAACCAGCGCAGUGUCUCCAGAGUCCAAAGCGAAGGUGACCUGUCAGAUCAUCCACCAACCCUUCAUCCGAGUGAUAGAGACGAAGAGGACUGGGAGGUGGGCUCAGUGGAGCCAUCAGAAGGAGGAAUGACCAUGGAUGAGCUCAGGGGUCUAGAGUCAGCCCUGAGAGCUGAGAGAGGCCGUGAGGAGGCCUCCAUGAAAUCCUCCCAGCCUGUCAGCCCUGAAUCAGAUGGAACGCCAGGCAGCGAGAUCAGCCUGGCUCCAAAAUACAUUGGUCUUGAUGGAAUGGAGCAGGAGGGGGAGCUGGAGCCUCAGCCCCCCACACUGCAGAGGGAAGAGCAGGUGGAGCAGGGCCAGUUAAAGGACAGUGUGAGUGCUGGAGAGGAUUCAAAGUCGGGCUAUUCGAAGAAGUCUAGAGAGGGUGACUCGGCCGGGGUCAUGAAAGAAGAGGAUGUGAUGGAGCUUGGAGAGUCUGAGCACCCACCCCACCUUUCUGCUCCAGGGAGUGUCGGAGAGAGCGGUGGGGAGGAGGAAGGAGGUGGGGACCUGCUUCACUUCUGCCCACAAUGUGGAGGAGGCUUCACGUCUGAGGCUGAGCUGGAUGACCACCCCUGUCCACUAGGGGGCUCUCAACAUCAGAGCAGUGGAAGCGAGGAUGGUCUGUAUCCCUGUGCUCACUGCGGAAACACGUUCAGCCAUUCCUGGGCGCUGAAGAACCAUGAGUGCGCGUGUGCAGCCGAGCGUCCACAUUGCUGCGAGAUCUGUGGGAAGCGCUUCACCCACUCGCGCUCGUUGGAACGCCAUCAUCUGGUGCACACAGGCGAGCGGCCACACAGGUGCCCUCAGUGUGGACGCAGCUUCAGUCGACUCGGCAACUUGGAGCGCCACCAGCGAAUCCACACAGGUGAACGUCCAUACGGUUGUGAAGCGUGUGGGAAGCGGUUCAGUCGGGUGGAGUACUUAAAGAGACACCAACUCAUACACAACAGUGAAAAGAUGACACUUCAGUGCUCCAACUGUGGGAGCGGCUUCAGUGACGUGGAGCAACUGAAAAACCACCGCUGUUUUUAAGGCCCGGCCUUCAGAUCCCUGACUGAACUGGAAACAGAAAGUGUUUCAUUGAAUGUGGUAGAACUAAUGUGAUGAAUAUGAUUGGUAGAUGCUCAUGUUAUUCUCAGUGAUUUGGAAUUUCCCUUUUUUACACACUUAAUAAAUAAAGAAGGCAUAUGUCCAAAGUUUGACAGGAAGUCAGUUGUAUGGAAUGUUAGGAGGAGAAACAAAAUCAAUCUCAGAUGUGCAGCCAUUUUUGUCGGAGUGUUCUCAUUUGUGUGUACAAAGUUACCUUUUAAUUAUUUAUGAUUAUAUUGUACAUUUUUCUCUUUUUAUCAAUAACUCAAUCGUGCUAAAGCCAAUGCCCUCAUUUCUUUCCUGAAAAUGUAAUUGACAGCUUGGUAUUUUGUAUGUCUGUGUUUUGGUCACAUGAAGAAAUAAACAAAUCAAUUUUUCUGAA